Molecule: messenger RNA, 1881 nt
Organism: Prunus avium (sweet cherry)
Lineage: Eukaryota; Viridiplantae; Streptophyta; Magnoliopsida; Rosales; Rosaceae
Product: Phosphoglycerate mutase family protein
Cellular component (GO): cytoplasm
Molecular function (GO): phosphatase activity
Source: RefSeq, a predicted model, not a curated record
AAAUCUUGUGGCAUUAUACCGUCUAUCUGAUUCUGAAGUGAACCACCACAACUCUCCAACCAGUAGUCACAGAUUACAUGGACUGAAAAUGCAGACAAGCAAUUUGUAGGUCCAUAGCCCAGAAACAGACAGUCCGCCAGUCUCUCUCAUUUCAUUUCCAGUUGAGCCAACAACAUAUCAUUGGCCAUAGUACUAGCGGAAUUGUCAAAUCCCAUUCAGCCACUCCUAUAUAUAUCACCAUCACAAGACUCUUCUUUAACAUCCUCUCUUCCCCCACUGUCCACCCUUUUGCUUAUCCUCUCUGUCUAACCCUGGUAAACUCUUCCAUCUCAAAUAUUUCAAUUUCUUAAUUUGUAGAUGUUUCUGAUAUGGACAGUGGUUCAAGUCCGAGUUUGUUUCCGCUGCACCGAUGCAAAACUAUUCACCUGGUGAGGCAUGGACAAGGAAUCCACAAUGUAGAGGGAGCUAAGAACUACAAAAAAUUAAUGAAACCUGAAUAUUUUGAUGCGCAUCUUACUCCACUAGGCUGGCAGCAGGUUGAUAAUUUGCGUAAGCAUGUUCAUGAAUCUGGGCUUUCCAAGAGGAUUGAGUUAGUCAUUACAUCUCCUUUGCUAAGGGCUCUACAAACGGCUGUUGGAGUAUUUGGAGGUGAGGGCUACACAGACAGAAUGGAUAUAUUGCCACUAAUGGUGGCAAAUGCCGGAUAUAGUGAGCGUCCUUCAAUUUCAAGUCUUAACUGCCCGCCCAUCAUUGCAAUAGAACUCUGUCGAGAACAUUUGGGAGUUCAUCCCUGUGAUAACAGGAGGAGCAUCAGCGAUUAUCAGUUUCUAUUUCCUGCGGUUGAUUUUUCACUGAUAGAAAGUGAUGAGGAUAUAUUGUGGAAGGCAAAUGUCAGGGAGCUGAAAGAGGAAGUUGCAGCUAGGGGAUUGAAAUUCCUGAACUGGUUGUCGACAAGGAAAGAGAAAGAGAUAGCAAUUGUUACCCAUGGUGGAUUCUUGUUUCACACACUAAGUGCAUUGCUAAAUGAUUGUGACCCUUUGGCGAAAAAAGAAAUGUGCAAACACUUUGCAAAUUGCGAGCUUCGCUCCAUGGUCAUUGUUGACAGAAGUAUGACAGGGUCUGAUUCCUCAACAACUAAUUAUCCAGGAAAGAUUCCUGAUGGGCUAGAUCUCCCUAGUGGUGUUGCUAGUGAGAACCUUGAGAAAGAAAAGUCUAACUUAGUUUAAAAAGAAAGAAAGAAAGCUGCCAGAAGCUGAGAACAAAUUGGAUAUUGUCCAUGCAUAAAAUAGUAGCAUGCGUGGAAUAUCCGGCUCUUCUCACAUUACAUGCUACAUCCUGUUGUGGUUUGACGACUCUGAGAUUCAUAGGCAUAAAGUGGUGUCCUGUUUGUCCAUGAAGAAGAGUACAAGAUUGCAUUUUAUGAGACCUCUUUAUUAGCUAAAGAGAAUAACUUGUAAAAUACAUCAUGCUUCUUUUGCUCUGCCUCCUUAUGCCCUUAUAUCAUCAGUUUAUGCUUGGCCUCUCCCACCAGCAUAUUUGGCAAGUCCUUCCCUUGUUUGUGUUUUUCAACCCUGUUGCUCAGCAAUAACCUGUAGUGAAUGGACUAUUUGAAUUUCAGACAUUGUUGGCUACUCUUCUAGGCUGUCAAUGCGUGGUCAGUAUUGAGUAAACAGGUGAAAUUUUUGGUUUCUGCAGUCGGAGCAAAUUGGGAAAUCAGCAUGCGUAUGAGGUUUUGGAAUCCAGGUUUAAUUUUCCAGUAAGGAAACGCUGAAAACCAUUCUCUAUGAUAUUAUUUCAAGGAAAUGCAGGACUAAACCCAUUACAUCACCCAGCCAGACCUGGUAAUUCUCCACCUCGAGACCAUAUAGAGCUUCAACAUAA